This is a messenger RNA of Durio zibethinus, 2907 nucleotides long. NCBI's taxonomy places the organism in Eukaryota, Viridiplantae, Streptophyta, Magnoliopsida, Malvales, Malvaceae. The record is from RefSeq and is a predicted model, not a curated record.
UAUUCAUUUUUCUUCAGGUCUACCAUAGCGGGAAAAGGACAUGAAAACACUUCAUCCUUGGCUGAAACUUGCCGCCUUCUGCAUUAGCAGCUUCUUUCUCUUUGCCUUUGCUAUUGGUUCUCCUGCGCAAGAUGCUGCAGACUGUGUCUUGAAUUUCACUUCAUACCCUUAUCUACCAAGUGCUAACUGCAUUGGUAAAAACGGGAAGGUCAAAUUAUGGGGCAGUAUCCACUCAACUCAUUGCUGUCGAAACGCACUCAAUUCCUUCUCCCAAGUUCUUGCAGCUCGGGCUAAUGAUACUCUAGACGGUAUCAUCUUCCUUGAAGAAGAUUCUUGGAGAAAAUGUAAUUCUCCUUUUUCAAGCCAAGAAUCAGUUUCUAUAGAUUCUUGUGGAUUUGAUGAUUUCUACUCGGGCAGUAGCAAGUGCUCAAGCCUAUUUCUAUCAGAUAUUCAAGGCAAUGCAUAUUACCCUGAAGCAGUAGACAUAUGCGCUAAGUUAAGUUCUUCAUUUGACAAUUCCUGCAAAAAUUGCACUGAUGCCAUAGCAAAGGUGGUGGAGAAUCUAUUGGAACUAUUUAAAGGGCAAAAAAAUGGUACUGAAAGAACAAUAUGUAAUUUAGCAGCAGUUAUUUCAGUUGCAUCUACGAGUGUUACUGAUAACUCUUUUGGCGCAAAUUUGUUUAGCUGUAUGUCUUCUUUGGAUGAUUUUGGUCCACGCUACGUCAAACUCAAACGGUCCCUAGCAAAAGCACUGGUUGCGGUCUUUGUAGCUGUUGUUGUACUAAUUCUGACCCUUGUCUUGGUAAAAUUUGUUGCCUCAAGGAAGAGCCAGAGCGAGAGCAAAAGAAAACUUCCUAAACGUAUUCCAUCCAAGGACACCACUACAUGGUCUGGCCUCUACAGGUUCUCCAAGGCUGAGAUUGAGAAUGCUAUAAGUAUGAACAAUAAAAGAAAGAGUUUAGGUAGAGGGAGUGCUGGUGAAGUUUACGAAGGCAUUCUGCCUAGUGGACAAGUUGUGGCUAUCAAGCAGAUAAAGAAAGAAAACUCCUCUGAUUCUUUUACUAGGGAAGUUGCAGGUCUUUCCAGGAUUCGACAUCCAAACCUUGUUUCUCUACUUGGUUGCUGUAUCGAAGAUGAUGAGCAGUAUUUGGUCUUGGAAUAUUGUCCUGCAGGGAAUCUUGCUCAGCAUCUCCUAAGGAAAGACCGUGUUUUGACAUGGGAAAGAAGAGUUAAGAUCCUAAGAGACUGUGCACUUGGGCUGAGGUAUCUCCACAAUUACAUUGAUGGAUGCAUUGUUCAUAGAGAUAUUAAGCUCACAAACAUCCUCUUGACUGAAGACUUGGAGCCCAAGCUAUCAGAUUUUGGGUUGGCGAGGAUGCUGGGAAUGGAGGAGAGCAAAGUAUUCACAGAUAUUAGAGGAACUAUAGGCUAUAUGGAUCCAGAAUACAUGAGCAACGCAAAGCUGUCCUGUGCCAGUGAUAUCUACAGCUUUGGAAUUGUGGCCUUGCAACUUCUGUCAGGACAGAAAGUUUUUGAGUUGGAUCUUGAUGCCAGUGAACAGCUGACACGAAAAGCAAAGGAUGUAAGCAUGGGAAAUCGUCCAUUAACAGAUUUUGAAGAUCCGAGGCUACAUGGUAAUCUCAAUAAGACAGAUUUCGAAGCCAUCCUAAAGAUUGCUGUCCUCUGUGUUGCCAAAUCAAGUAGAGGUCGACCACCAAUUGAUGUUGUUUUUGAUGAGAUGGAGAAGGCUUGGAAAAACACAGUGGCUGACAUGAAAAUGAGGCAGGAAAUUGGUCCAUCAGCAACACCUCAGUCACGGUCCAUGGAAGUGAUUUCGACUGAUACAAAAUAAAAGAUCCAAAUUAGGAAUGCUAUUUCAUCAUAUACCUGUUGCGAUCCAGGAUGACGCUGUGAUGAUUUUGCUUCACUCCUUUUGAUCAAGCUCAUAUAGGGAUCUUUCCGUCCCCGGAGGCAGCGAAGAUCCAAAUCCGCAUUCAGAAUAGAAGAAAGAAUUAUCGUCUUUUUAAGAAUUGAAGAUUGUCAAUUACUAGUGAAUAUGUCAAAGAUGGGGGAGAUUUUAUUGUUAGUUUACAUUAGUUUUCAAGCUAGAAUGGAUCUCAAAGAGCCAGAAGUUGUCACAUCCACUCGAAUGCUAUCCUAUGGGAACUUCCUGAAAAUACUGCAUAAAAUCAUCAAAAUCUGCAGUGUUUCUUUAAAAAUAUGUACUUGUUUUAAAGUGUCUUGUUGCUGAAGACAAUAAAUGUAUUCUUUGUUGCCUGAAAAAUCCCAGAUCUUUAAGUGCUUCAAUGUUUUUAUUGAAGAUCCAAUGUACUUCAGACAGUCAUGAUAGGAGAUUGCUAUCUGAUCAUGAUGGACAGGAGGCAAAAAAGAUGGAAGCAACUGUUGAGCUUUUCUUUCUUUUGUUCCUUUCCAAUCUAUUACUCAUAAAUCAACAACAUACAGCUUGCAUCUCAAAAAUGAUAUCCACAAUUAUCAGCAUUAGCUUGUUGUACUACAAUUACAGCUCAUCAAAAUUGGAAAAGUAUAAAAUCCAGAACUUAGCUUAAUUAGUUCAUGCAGCUACUUUUAAAAAGUGGCAUCCGACAAGUCUGGGGUCCGAUCAUAGACUGUGUUGCAGAAAAGGAAUCUUUGAGACUACACCAGCUAACCCAAAAAUCAGCAACAAAAUCUUUGAGACCAAACUAACAGUACAAAUUCCCCAAGCACAAAUUUAGAUUAGAAUAUUCAAUAGUUUGAAUGGUCUUUCUAAUUCUCCUUGAACAAAUAUUUUCAUGUUAAUAUGAGAAGUGAUAUAUCUUUGUUUAAUGUUUUCAUAUAGUAACAAUUAAAGGGUUGAGAUGUUAAUUACUCAUUUUUACUGUCAAAAGAACUUAAUUAUUGCUUGGU